AUGUUCCGCCGCUCUCGUCGCAUCGCAGCCCUCUCCGCCCUCCUGGGACUUAUCCUCCUCUACCACUUCUACACCCUCCGCUCCGAGCUACAUCCUCAAAAAAAUGACGAGGCCCGUCGCACCCUUCCCGAAUGCCCACCCCUCCCGGGGAUGGAGGACGUCCUCGUCGUGAUGAAGACCGGCGUCACCGAGUCUCUCGACAAAGUUCCCGUCCAUUUCCACACCACCCUCCGUUGCGUCCCCCACUACGUCAUAUUCUCCGACUUUGCGGAAGAAAUCGAAGGUGUCAAGAUUCAUGACGCCUUUGUUGGAAUGGACACGACCGUGCGGGAUACCGUCGAGGACUUUAACCUUUACAACCGCCUUCGCGAACAAGGCCGCGCCGGUCUCGCGUCCGCCGACUUCGCUGACGAGGCCAAUUCCAACAUCGGCAAACCCAACAACCCGGGCUGGAAGCUUGAUAAGUGGAAGUUUCUCCCGAUGGUUCAACAGGCGCUGGCCUAUAAAGACGAUGCGAAGUGGUACGUCUUCAUGGAGGCGGACACCUAUUUCUCGUGGCCGACGCUUCUCGCAUGGCUCGCACAUUUCGACUCCAGCGAGCCGCACUAUAUCGGAACCGAGACCCAGAUCGCGGACGUCAUCUUCGCGCACGGCGGAUCAGGCUUCCUCGUCUCCAACCCGGCCAUGCAGCUGGCUUCCAAAGAAUACGCCGCUCGGACGGUAGAGUUGAACGAAUACACCGAUUGGCACUGGGCUGGCGAUUGCGUCCUAGGCAAGGUUCUCGCGGACGCCGGGGUGCCCUUGCAUUACUCCUGGCCCAUGCUCCAGAACUCCAACCUCGGCGAGAUCGACGAGUUCGCCACGGGCUUCUAUCGCAAGCCGUGGUGUUUCCCCGCCGUGGCGUUCCACCACUUAUCAUCCCGCGACAUCCAAGAUUUGUACGAGUAUGAGCGUCGCAGAUGGCAAGAUGUCAACAAACACAUCCUCCUCCACCGCGACGUCUUCAAGGAACUUAUAUACCCCGAACUCUCCAACGUCCGCGACAGCUGGGACAACCUUUCCGACCAAGAACGCCCGGACAUCACCACCUUCCACGAAUGCCAGACCGUGUGCGCCGACGCAGCCAACUGCGCCCAGUUCGUCCUCCGCGCCGGCGUCUGCUUCCUCGGCGAAACGCCCCGACUGGGAGUCCGCAACCCCGACGCUCGGUCCGGCUGGAUCCUGAACACGAUCGACAAGAUGAUAGAACAUGCGCCACGGUGUGGUCGGCCGGACUUUGGUUUAUAG
Aspergillus brunneoviolaceus CBS 621.78 is the source of this 1287-nucleotide messenger RNA. Its product is annotated as glycosyltransferase family 31 protein. The transcript is spliced from 2 exons. The record is from RefSeq and is a predicted model, not a curated record. Lineage: Eukaryota; Fungi; Ascomycota; Eurotiomycetes; Eurotiales; Aspergillaceae. Gene Ontology annotation, molecular function: glycosyltransferase activity. Gene Ontology annotation, cellular component: membrane. Bases 1 to 1287 code for a protein of 428 amino acids.